Hyla sarda is the source of this 2416-nucleotide messenger RNA. It is a transcript of the gene TERF2IP, whose product is annotated as TERF2 interacting protein. The transcript is spliced from 3 exons. Gene Ontology annotation, biological process: regulation of DNA-templated transcription; telomere maintenance via telomere lengthening. The coding region runs from base 60 to 1961 and encodes 633 amino acids. Gene Ontology annotation, cellular component: shelterin complex. Gene Ontology annotation, molecular function: telomeric repeat DNA binding. NCBI's taxonomy places the organism in Eukaryota, Metazoa, Chordata, Amphibia, Anura, Hylidae. The record is from RefSeq and is a predicted model, not a curated record.
UGAAAGUUCGCCGUGUCGCGGCAUCAUGACGUCACCAUGCAUGCUGAUGAUGUAGAAAGAUGGCGUCGCCAGAGCGGUUUUCUCACUCCAGUUCUUUGUUUAUAACGGACCUGGGUCCUAUGCGUUUCUAUGUGCGGCCAGGGCCCCUGAAGCGGCAGCUAGCGCCACUUAUUACUCAUGGCGGCGGGAUAAUGUGUCGUGUGCAGGAGCCAGGGGCUUUUCUCCUCUCAGAGCCCGGGCAGACUCAGGGGAUCCAGUACAUAUCGAGCACCUACAUCACUGACUGUGUGCGCAGCAACCGGAGACUGUCCCCACGAAAAUACCGAAUGCUGAGCCGAGACACUGCGGGGCCUGGCCACAACUGUAACGGAGCACAGGCCCCUGACAAAAUACACAGGGUGGAGGGAAGGUCCCCGGAUAAGGUCAAAGCGCGACAAGGGGUUAACACAGGGGGUGAGGGGGCCACAUUGUGUAAGCAGAGCCCUGAUACAGGGGGUCCCAGAGAGGUAGAGGCCCAGGCAGCCCUGGAAAGUAACCCUACAGGAAACGGGCCCGCUCCCAGUUUGAAUAACGCCAUCACAACGGCCCCAGUAAAAUGUGACCCUGUGACGUCCACUCCUGACCCCUGUGCUGAUGCCAUUGUGUUAUGUAACCCCACGGCUUCUCCACCACUUGAUCCUUGUCUAACCCCCAAGACCCCAGCAUCAUGUGACUCCAGACCUGUCAUUGGAGGUAAAGUGCAGAAUUCAGGAGUUGAACCCAUUGUUAGGCUGACCACAAGUGACGAAGAGAUGGAGAACACUGGAGAACGUAAUGCUGUAGAAGAAGACCAGCAUCAGGCAGUGCUAAGACAGAAUAGUCCGCUCCGCAUUGCACCAGGUCCAGUGGGGAGGCUCCCAUUCAGCAUGCAAGAAGACAUUGCCAUAUUGCUUUAUGUCCGGAAGAACGAGACCGCCAAGAAGUCGGUGACUGGGACCCUCCUGUGGAAGGAGCUGGAGGAGAAGCAGCUACUAAAAAGGACAUGGCAGGCCAUGAAAUCCAGAUAUACCAAGUACAUUGUUCGGCACAAACAUCGGUACAGGCAGCACUUAGGGGCCCAGGUAACCAGCAAAACUGACCCUGCUGAGACUUCAAGAGAACUCACCAACCAACAAAGAGGACUAUCCUCUACAUCCACCACCUUAGGCCUUAUUUCCCAGCACCAUGACCUGCCACUUGCUGAGAAUUCUCUAAAAAGUUCUCUUCCACAUGAAGACACCCCUCAUACGGCAGGUUUGGGGGUCGAAGAAACUAGUGAAGGGGCAUGUACAGAUCUGAACGAUGAUGGUGGCUUUCAUUCUGGUGGAAGCACAGUGAUUCGACGACUGAGAAGUGCUAACAGGAAAAUAGUCAACGAAGUGUCCGUGAAACCUGUGCAGGAAAAUGGUGACUCGUCAUCUGAAGCAGAAGGAAGUGGAAUAUCAAGUAAAGGGCUGCCAAACCCCCAAGAGAAGCAGGAGACUGGGAGUUCAGAAGACCUGCAAAUAUUUGAGAUAGCCAAUAUGGAGUUUGAGGUGGAUGAUGAGGAUUCCAACUGCAAGGUGAAGGUUCCAGGCAUCAGCCUGAAAGACUUUGUAAUGGGUGAGGACUCAAUAAGUGCGGACACCCAGAUGCAGGUGGAUGAUGUGAUCUCAAGCCCAGACCUGUCUGAUAGUGAGGGUCUGCAUGUUAGCCUGACUGACAUGAUGAGCGAGUUUAAGCUGGACAUCUGCCAGGUCACUCAGGCACUUCUCAAGAACAGUGGGGAGGUGGGCAGCACCAGGCACUUUCUUCGUGUUGGCCGGCGGCCUGAUGGUUUCCCCAUCUGGGAACAUGAAGAUGAUGUAGACUUGCAGAGGAAUGACCCAGUGGUGCAGGCCCAGUUGGCCAGGAAAUAUGGUGCGGACAGUGUAGCUAAAAGAGCAGCCUUCCUGGCAAGUUAGAAGUCACUUGCCUUCAUGUAUGAUGCACUGGACCACCUCUCCAAUAAAUCCUUCUUUCUCUGGCUGUUACAAGUUCAGCUGUAUUUACCUCUGGGAAAGCACACUCUGUAUAGAUGCCAUUCCAACUUGUAUAGCAUUGACAUUUCUCUUUCCUUAUACUGUGAUGUGUGACUGUGUAAUUGGUCUCCAUUUUGACCUCUAGGAAAGUAGUGUGACCUCCCUCACUGAGACCUGUACAUAUUGAUUGUCCUCUAGCUUUAUUAAAAAUUGCUAUAAAAAUAAAAUGCAUUUAGGAGACAUGAAUUUCAGCUGCUGAAUAGUGUGUGGAUAGAUUGUCUCUACCUCUCUCUGCUGUGUCUCUACAGUAUUUUACUGCCUGCAGCAUAUCUUGUUUUGUUAUGCUUGUUUUACUCAUAGAUUUUUGUAUGUCAAAAAAAAGUUUCAUUAAAGUUAUU